UUGCCGCAAGUCGUCACGGAUAGGAUGUUGAAGCGAGUCGGGAUCUUUUGCGGGACGCCGUUGGUCCUCGGGUUCAUGACGGGACCGGCGUUUUAUUACGCCAAAGUCAUCGCCAAACUCGAGGUGCCGAGCUGGGUAUUCUUCGUGUCUUCCACGGCGACGUUCGGGGCGGCGGUGGUCGGGAUCAGUUACGGUGUUUUGAGCGCGAGUUGGGAUCCUCGAAUGGAGGGGUCGUUUUGGGGUGGGAGCGAAUUCAAACAAAACGUGCCGAUAGUCGUGUCCACCAUCAUGGGU
This is a messenger RNA of Ostreococcus lucimarinus CCE9901, 294 nucleotides long. RefSeq lists its product with no specific name. The annotation marks the transcript as partial. The transcript has a single exon. The record is from RefSeq and is a predicted model, not a curated record. NCBI's taxonomy places the organism in Eukaryota, Viridiplantae, Chlorophyta, Mamiellophyceae, Mamiellales, Bathycoccaceae.